Molecule: messenger RNA, 552 nt
Organism: Raphanus sativus (radish)
Lineage: Eukaryota; Viridiplantae; Streptophyta; Magnoliopsida; Brassicales; Brassicaceae
Exons: 1
Coding region: 1-552 (183 amino acids)
Source: RefSeq, a predicted model, not a curated record
AUGUAUAUCUACCUACCUUCACAGAGCUUUGACUUUGAAGUUAUCCGAGACUUCGACCAUUUAAAUACCACACCUGCUCCUAAGGAUUCUUUAUACUAUAGCCACGGAGAUACAAAAGGUAUAAUAACCUCGCCAGAAGAGGAAAUAGAAGAAGACAAGAUUAACUCCUUUGAGCCAGAGGUUCUUGAUCUUAUCAAACAAGUCUCAGAGGACAGCAAGGUUACUAAGAAUUCACAUCCUCAGUUUGAUCCAACAGAACAAGGGGAUGCUGCUGAUAACAUGGAGCUUGAGUUUGAGCAAGGGUUAUUAGACACAUACUUUGAUCUUUUCACGGGGAUGGAUCCAGGUGAUUAUUUUAACUUUGAAUGUGAGUUUGCAAAGGGAUUUGAUUCAGAUGAUAACUGCAAUCUCAAAUGGACCAUCGUAACAGAAGACAUGACUCCCGGUGUAAACAUUUUUGGACACCUAGGAUUAUGUUCAUGCCUGAGCUCCCCUGUUCAAGCACAUUGGCUAUAUUUUGGUACCAUACAAAGCUUUUACUGUAUGAUAUAA